AUGAAGAGCAAAGAAGAUCAAUCGUCUAUCGCAAAAGACAAAAAACCACAACAAAAUCAAAUGGAUAAUGAUUAUUAUAGAAAACCAGUUGAGAUUGCCGAGGCUUUGAAAGUAUGCGACAUUGAAACGAUGGUACGAGCCCUUGGUAAAUUGAGAGCUCAAUUAUCCAAUGCUAUCCGUGGCCGUGUUGAUCCCAUGGUCAAGUCAACUCGACCACUAGUGGAAUAUGUUCAGGGUUGCUCUGAUUGUGGGGAUCUGACAAGGUUGUGGGAUUACCAAUCUACCCAUGUUCAUUCGACUCUGCAUGACACCUAUUAUUCGGGCUUUUGGUCUUCAACUCAUUCAGACAAUAUCCUUUUUAAAUAUAUUAAACCGAUAUGCGCCGACUAUAUUGUUUACAUAUUAUACAUCCUUAACCCCCUACUUAUUUAUUACAUCCUAGAGAAGCAAAUGAAGUACAUUUACAGAGGCAUAUCAUCUAUGCGUAUCCCGCAAUGCCAGUCUACAUUUAAGUUAUUGACUUCAAUUUGCUCAUUCAAUCAGUCAACUGCACGAGAUUUGUUUCAUUCAUUCAAUUUUCAGACAGAGGCAAGUACAAACAUACCAAAAAUAAGACACAUGAGAACAUUAUAUAUAAACGGGUUCUUGAGAGCAUCUCGCUAUAGACAAAACAAAAAGAACAAUAAUGUUCAUAAUUAUAUAUAUGACCUGAGAACAAACUAUGUCGAAUUGGUACUUGCGUUUCUGAGAAACGGAGAUGCUGAUAUCAAAAAGCAGUUGCUUGGUAUCAAAGGAUUCGUUAGUGGUAUUCUUAGUGGAAUAGAAAAUGAUGCUUAUCCGUUGAUCAAAGAAACGCUUUCGGUGCUGUACGAAUAUCUUUUAAUGGACUUUAAAAUUUCCAGACUUGCAAAGACCCACUUUUUUUCAUCCUACAUGCUUGAGCAGGUUGCAAAAAUAUAUGCUCGUAACGAACCCGAACAAAUAUCAUCUACAGAUACUGGAAUACCUGCAGACUUAGCUCAUAAAUUCCUCAUUGAUGCAUGUACUGUACCUGGUAUUGGCGUCUGCUUCCGUGAUGCUGGCUGGUACCCCGCAAAUACUCUUGUUGACGGAAAUGUAGAAGAAGGUGUAAAAGGGGGGAAGAUUCAGAACCGCGUUCUUUCUAAAUUUAUCCUGAGUUUAAAGCCUGCCGAUGAUAUUCGUCAACAGGAACUUCUUUUGAAAAUUCUGACUGCUUGCCCUGAACUAAUUGAAAGCUACUGGAAGACAACUUCAAUGACCCUCGAACCCCGUAUUAGUAGCAAGUGGCUUGCUAAUGCAUCAUUGCUUCAAAAGACUAUCCAGAUAUCUCCACCAUCUUUCUACUACGGAGAUACCCAACUCUACCGUGCAACGCCACCAGAAAUUGAAACCAUACUUGGAAACACAAUUCCAAAUGUAUUCGGACGUAGUUUCUCUACAAAAGGUCUUUUACAUGCUAGUCCAUUAGUCCGUUAUACUACAAUGCUUAUUUUGGCAGCUGCAUUCCAAAAACAUGCCAAGGUCACAAAAGCAAUCAAUCAAGUAAUCUCAACCUUGGAAGACAGUGAAGAGAGUUCAAAAAUACUUAAUGACACUAUUGAGGAGCUCCCAUCAAGACAAUGGCAAAAGUGUUUGGAGGGCAUACGCGAAGGUUUAAGGCGUAGAGUCCCCGAGCUAUAUGUGUUUGUCGCUAUUCACAGUCAAACUUCUGGAAAAAAGAAGGAAAAGGCACCCGAAGGUGUGGACGAACAAGAAUUUGAUGCACAGAAUGAAAUGCUGGGAGAUAGUGCUUUUCGCUUGAUUCGAUACUACCAAGAAUUCUUGCCCGAAACAAUCAUGGAAUCCAACACAGACCCUAGUAACUUUGUCCCUUCUGAUAUCCUGUCUGUUCGUCCCAGCUCUCUUGUUCAUCUUCUUGAACUUCUCUUGUGCUCCCCAGACUUCAAGUGGACAAACAAAGCUGUGCUAAAAAAGAAUUAUUUGAGUGUUCUAACCCGAUUUAUAGCUGCCGACUCAUUUUCUCAUAUCACCACCUUGUUGACUCUUUACCUUCGUACACCUUACAAGCAUAUUCGAAACCUUACGGGAAAGCUUGUACACAAAACUCUUGCCGACUCCUUUAUGUUCAAGCAUGACCCAGAAGAAGUGGAACUCUGGCUUGAUGCUCUUCCUCAUAAUUUUGUUCGUUCCGGAAACGAAGAUGUAUCUCUUUCCGAAGAGCAAUCUACCGUUCUAAAAUUCCUUGAUGGUGGUAUAAUCCGAUUUGGAAAAGCACAGUAUAAAUAUUCAGAUCAAUUAGCCGGCCUUGUCGAAAAUACAAACAAAUCAGCCCUGGAAAAUGGAGAAAUUUCUAAAACAACAUCUAAUGCCCUCCUACGGUCCGUUAUCAGCACCAACGAUACAUCUUCUAUGGCAGAUGAUGGCACAAACGGUUUCUCCGAAUACACCCAUCCGUUCAGCCCUCUGUUGUUGACUCUUUUUGAAUAUUUUAAUCUUAUCAGUAUCGAAAAACGACCUAUCGUCCGAUUCCUUACCAAACUCAUAACUCUUUUGCUUUCGAAGCAAAAAGCCCCCUUUUACUUGCAGUAUUUUUCCGAGAAACUCGCAGAGACUUGUGAAACAAAAACUAUCUUAAACCCUCAAGAAAUUUCUGAGUGGGGCGUGAAUGAAAUGAUAACACAGACACAACAAUGUUUGGAACAAAAGACCAAAGAACCCUGUACUGAAGCGUCGGGUUUAGAUACCGAACUUGAGGGCGAGUUGAUCGCAUUGAUUAAAGAUCAUGAUACUGUUCCUGAUAUGCAAAAGAAAAUGGUUGAUAUGCUCGAAAUAUUACCCGUUAAUGUAUUUUCCAAGAACUUAAUUAACGUAGUCACAUUAUGUGGCCAGAACCUUGGGUGGUCUUCUUACGAACCUCUUGUUGCCUACAUCUCCGAGCGCUAUCCUCUUUCUGGAAGUUUAUUUGACAAUGCUGAAGUAAAAAAGUUGACUUCUAUUGAUUCCCCGGAACAUGAGGCCAUCCUUGGACUACUAAAAGCCAUACCAUUUACAACACUAUUUUACAAUGCAUGGGCACAAAAACAAACUAGCCGUGUUGUAUUACCUCUUAUGCAGAAUGCUAUGGAGAAAAUGUCACCUACAAAGCUAUCUCAUGCAAUUCAUUUGGUACUCGAACAUCUCACUAUGCUUCUUCUAUCCGAUACCAAAGAAAUCAAAUCGCCUCUUUUUCUCACCUUUGGUAUCUUGAGACAUGCACUGAAUGUACUGGAAAAAAGCCAUGACCUGAAAACGCGCCAUUAUCUUAAGAAUCUGGUGCUUGAUCAUCCUGCCUUAAAAGACGUAUUUACAAAGGUUAUUUCGUUAAUAAAACAACUGCAAAAUGAAGCAAGUUUUCCUGAUGUAUUCGAUACAUGUAUUCUUGACGUAGCUGUUGCCUACGUUGAUAUUUUAGGAGAUGGUUUGAAUGCGAGAGAGUUGAUGAACUCUCUCGUUCGUGUAGACUAUGACGCCUUGUUUGCACACUGCAAAAAAUCCAACAUCUUAUUUUUUGAGACUACAAUCCGAUUGCUGAUUGCACUUGUUGGUGAUGUCCGCCGCCGUUCCGAUUCAGAUAAUUUCGUAAUUCCUAGCGAAACAUUUGCUGUGAUCACCAAGCUAUGGGAAAAGCGCCCUUCACCAGCUCUGGAAGCUGAUAUCCUGUCACUAUUGGAAUUAAGCAUGACAAACGCACAGGAUCGAGAAGCACUUUCUGUUCUUUUGGAUGUAUGUUGCGCUCCCAUAAUCGGUCAUAUCCUUUCAGGAAAAGACACCAAGACAGAUAUGGCUGUUUUACGUGAAUCUUGUCAACGAUCGUCUGUCGCAGUAUUUGCUAUUAUUCUCAAUAGCCUCAAAGAUUCUUUGCCCUUGACACCGUCUUUGGUGGAGCUGAUCCAAAUGGGGUAUGACUUGUUCCCAGAAACUGCCGAAGAACGAACAGAUUACGUUCAGCAAGUUCUGGAACACAUACUAAAGCAGUUGACUGCGGCAGCAGAUGCGAACAAGAUGUCAGAUGUUGAACCUAUCGAAAAUUUCUAUGAUAAACUCACCAGUUUGUUGGAGAACUCAUUAGAGGACUUCGACUGGAAGAUUUUGGAUCCUGAGGUUGUUCGUGACUUUAUCCUUACUACACUACUCGACAAUAUUGCCGACGCAGAAGCCAUUCGAUUCACAACUGCCUUGACAAAGCGUGUUUACGAAAAUUAUGAAAAGAAUGAGCCUAUUGAAACUUACGUACGCCGUGUACUUGAUCAUGAUCAAUACCAAAACCUCACAACUCCUACAAUUCAAAAGAUCACUGAUUCAGAAGAACCAGAGAAUGAAACACAACGAAAGGCCAUUAUUUCUUUGAUCCACGCUCUCAACGAAAUCCAACCAAAUGUACUCAGCAAACACCAUGGUUUGCUUGAUCCUCUCUUGACGAGCUACAGUGCUACAACUUCAUUCACUGAUCGACUUAUUCUUCAAAUACUCAUGACUUGUGAACGAAACGGGCGUGAGACAAUUUUGCCUAAACUGUUAAUGUGGGGUCCAGGAUCUGAUAAAACACGUCAAGCCCAUGCUCAGGCUGGAACUCUUCUUCAGGCAAACACAAUUUCACUAGAGACAUUGGGUUUGGUUGAUCCUGGUCUGAUGAAGUAUACAUUUUCUCAUUUCCCCGUGGAUGCCACUCUUUCAGAUCCUAAGAUACCUGAUGAAAAUGAACAAAAACAGGUUACAUAUGACCCUGACUUUUUCUUGCCUUUGUUUGCGAACCUCAUUUCCAGCGGAGCAGCAGAUUGUCGCAAGUUUAUUGAAUGUAACGCACUUGGAUUUGUCAGUGUUUCAAUGUCUUCUCUCGAUGAAAAUGUGAGACGGAUUGCAUUCCAAAUCAUGGAUCAAUUCUAUGUGAUUCUUGAUCACGCCAAGUUUAGAGAACAAAGUGAAAUCCUGUUCUUGUUAGAUGUCUUUAAGAAUUCUAUUGUAGGAAGAUCUAGCAAUGAUGUUCCUCCUCGGAUACCUGCUGCAGUCACCGUGUGUGUAGCUCAUGCUCUUUCUAUCAUUCUUCACCCAGGGCAUUAUAUGCUUCCUUACCUUGCCAAAUGGAUGACACAAAGUGCGGCAUUUGAUUUUAACUAUGUUCCUCUUUUCGGAUUACUUUUCUCUUCUUCGUCAGAGAACCAUAAGAAGGAACGUUUGUGGAUGUUGCGUGUACUGUCAUCUUCAAUGCGUACAUACGAGGAUUAUAAAAUGUUUGCAAGACAACGUAUUUGGGAUAUGAUUGCAGUAUUUUACAGUUCUGCGUUGGCAGACCAAGCUAGCAAAAAGGCUAUAAUAGAGAUCAUGGAACAAGCUACAUCUAUUCCUUCUGUCAGUGGAAGUUUGAUCAAAUACAAUGGCCUUCUGGCGUGGGUUCAUCAAAUAUUGGCUUUAUCCCCUGAUGUUGAAGAAAUUCAACAAUGGAAGGACAUUCUUUCGGCCGCAGUCAAAACUGCUUCGACCCAUGAUAAAUUGCCUGAACACGUAAAGGAAAUACUCGCGGAUGAAUAUGAGGUCUUGAACGAUUUGUAUUAG
Messenger RNA from Phycomyces blakesleeanus NRRL 1555(-), 5610 nucleotides. RefSeq lists its product as hypothetical. Gene Ontology annotation, biological process: maturation of 5.8S rRNA from tricistronic rRNA transcript (SSU-rRNA, 5.8S rRNA, LSU-rRNA); maturation of LSU-rRNA from tricistronic rRNA transcript (SSU-rRNA, 5.8S rRNA, LSU-rRNA). Gene Ontology annotation, cellular component: nucleolus. The transcript is spliced from 17 exons. The record is from RefSeq and is a predicted model, not a curated record. NCBI's taxonomy places the organism in Eukaryota, Fungi, Mucoromycota, Mucoromycetes, Mucorales, Phycomycetaceae. The coding region runs from base 1 to 5610 and encodes 1869 amino acids.